Puccinia triticina is the source of this 483-nucleotide messenger RNA. RefSeq lists its product as uncharacterized. The record is from RefSeq and is a predicted model, not a curated record. The transcript has 2 exons. The coding region runs from base 1 to 483 and encodes 160 amino acids. NCBI's taxonomy places the organism in Eukaryota, Fungi, Basidiomycota, Pucciniomycetes, Pucciniales, Pucciniaceae.
AUGGUUGAGCCUACUUUUGCUGUACCAACCAAAUUCUCUCCAAGCCCAACCAAAUUUUCCCCCCCUCAACAACCAAUAGCCUUGACAUCUCAAUCAACGGGGAACCGAAACGCGAUUAAAGGUGUCAUUGGCUCAUCCCUGAAUGCAAGUGCGGGGUCGUGCGGUGGGCUGACGAUUAACGCUGAUCACACGCCUCUCGGAUUCGGAAUUCCUACUCAUUGUCAAGCUUUGGCAAGUAACAAAAAGAACCCAAAGGCUGAGGGGGCUUAUCCGGUAAUCUCAACACCAUCAAAAGGUAAAGCUGUCCAGAGAAAGACACCCGACGGCUUGGAUGAUGAGGGCCACACCUCGAAUGACCAGGCAUCUGAUGACAACGACAAAAGCGGCGAUGAGGAGCAAAUUACGCCCCCUACCAAAGCUAAGCGGGGCCGGCCCCACAAGGAUGUUCUUAAAGAGGCGGCAAAAAGGAUGAGAAAGUACUAA